GUUAUAUAAGUUCAUAAAACAGAAGCUGAGCCUAUUGAUCUCUUCUUACUCUAGAAGCUUCUUUACCAAUGUAAAAAAAAAUAGUGGUAAAUUUGCUUUACUGUCUUCUAGAGACGGAGAGGAUAGCACAGAAAAUGUAUGGAUAGUCUCACUGAAGAAUAAAGUACACCACAUAGAAACCUUGGCAUCGGGUGGAGUCCUGAGUUGAAUGUCUAUCUUUCAAUAUUUCAUUGACAAAACAACUGUGUUAUAAAAUCAAAAAAAUUUUUGGAAUCUUUCUAAUUGGCUUCUGUUUUUAAAAACUUUAGUCUCUUUGUUUGUUCUUUAAGUCUUUGCCCUAUUUUUCUUUUUCUAGUUUUUCAGACCACUAUAUGGAGGUUGAUUUCUGGAAUCUUAGGAGGAAUAUGUCUUUUGCUGAUGGCUGUCUUGGGAAUUUUAUUGAAUAAUUACUCUGACUGCUGUUCUUGUCCAGAAAAGUGGAUUGGGUACCGAUGCAGCUGUUACCUAAUUUUUAAUGCAGAAAAAACUUGGGCAGAAAGUAGAAAUUUCUGUGCUUCUCAGACUUCCAGUCUACUUCAGCUGAAAAGCAGAGAUGAAUUGGAUUUUUUGAACUACCAUCAACAGUUUUACUGGCUUGGGAUCUCUUUUAUUGAAACAAGUAGCACCCGGUUGUGGGAGGACAGCUCUGCUCCCUCCCCGGAUCUAUUUUCCUUGUUUCAGGCUUUGAACCCCAAGAACUGUAUAGUGUAUAGUCCAAACAAAGAGUUUUAG
Molecule: messenger RNA, 771 nt
Organism: Loxodonta africana (African savanna elephant)
Lineage: Eukaryota; Metazoa; Chordata; Mammalia; Proboscidea; Elephantidae
Product: natural killer cells antigen CD94-like
Exons: 4
Coding region: 418-771 (117 amino acids)
Biological process (GO): positive regulation of natural killer cell mediated cytotoxicity; stimulatory C-type lectin receptor signaling pathway
Cellular component (GO): external side of plasma membrane; plasma membrane
Molecular function (GO): transmembrane signaling receptor activity
Source: RefSeq, a predicted model, not a curated record